UCUGCCUGCCACUCUCCUGCCUGGGAUGUUUCUGUCUUUGAGAGGAGUAGUCAUCCAAGGUUUGGGGUGAGGAGGUGGUCUUCCUGCCUCAUCUUUAUUUUGUUCCCCUCUGGAGGAGGUAGUCUCCUGAAACACUCCAGACACAAGAAGCUAUUUGACCUUCAAGUCCCCACAUGCUCUCCAGCCCCCCAAACUUAUCUGAUCUGAGAGCAGGAAAAUAGCUGUAACGAAGUCCAACAUUCCAUCUCACUGGCAGGGUUCUGCAGACUCCCAGAAGAUCCCGGGGAAGGAUGGGCAGCUGUCCAUCUUCCUCUGGCCCUGGUCAUUCUCCGUUUGCUCCUUCACAACUACCAGAGCUUUUACUCUCUCCUUCGUUUCUGCAGGCUUCCCAGGAGAACGGCUCCAGAAUUAGAGAGUUAAUACCUAUACCCUCAAUCCUGGUCUAAGCCAGACUAUUCCCAGAAAGGGUUUCUAGGCAACCACCAGGGGGACAGAAGGCUAGGAAAAUGGAACCCAUCCCCUCUGACUCAGAUUCUCAAGGGAGCCAACUGCUCCCAGCAUCCCCAAGCAGGCGGACCUGUGUGUUCUUUGAGGCCCCUGGAGUGCGGGGAAGCACAAAGACACUGGGGAAGCUGCUAGAUGCAGGACCAGGGCCUCCCAGGGUUAUCCGCUGCCUCUACAGCCGCUGCUGUUUUGGGAUCUGGAACCUGACCCAAGACCAGGCACAGGUGGAGAUGCAAGGAUGCCGAGACAGUGAUGAGCCAGACUGUGAGUCCCCGCACUGUGACCUGAGCCCCCGAGCCCACCCCAGCCCGAGGUCCACUCUCUUCACCUGCUCGUGUGGCACUGACUUCUGCAAUGCCAAUUACAGUCAUCUGCCUCCUCCAGGGAGCCCUGGGACUCCUGGCUCCCACGGUCCCCCCACCGUCCCAGGCAAGUCCAUCUGGAUGGCGCUGGUACUGCUGGGACUAUUCCUGUUCCUCCUGCUGGGCAGCAGCAUCCUGGCCCUGCUACAGCGAAAGUCCUGCAGAGUGCAGGGUAGGUCAGCGCCAGAGCCAGAGCCAGAGCCAGAGCUGGAAUCAGGCAGGGACUGGAGUGCUGAGCUGCCUGAGCUGCCUGAGCUGUGUUUCUCUCAGGUCAUCUGGGAAGGAGGUCAUACAGUGGUGUGGGCUGGGCAGCUGCAAGGCAAACUGGUAGCCAUCAAGGCCUUCUCCCGGAGGGCUGUGGCCCAGUUCCAAGCCGAGAGAGCGUUGUACAAGCUGCCAGGCCUACAGCAUGACCACGUUGUCCGCUUUAUCACCGCCAGCAGAGGGGGCCCUGAGCCCCUGCCCUGUGGGCCCCUGCUGGUACUGGAAUUGCACCCAAAGGGCUCCCUGUGCCACUACUUGACCCAGCACACCAGUGACUGGGGAAGUUCCGUGCGGAUGGCACUGUCUCUGGCGCGGGGCCUGGCAUUCCUCCAUGAGGAGCGCUGGCAGGAUGGCCAAUAUAAACCAGGGAUCGCCCACCGAGAUCUGAGCAGCCAAAAUGUGCUCAUUCGGGAGGAUGGGUCGUGUGCCAUUGGAGACCUAGGCCUCGCCUUGGUGCUCCCUGGCCUCACCCAGCCUCCCACCUGGGCCCCUACUCAACCCCGAGGCCCUGCUGCCAUCAUGGAGGCUGGCACCCAGAGGUACAUGGCACCAGAGCUCUUGGACAAGACUCUGGACCUACAGGACUGGGGCACGGCCCUCCGACAAGCCGAUGUGUACUCUCUGGCUCUGCUCCUCUGGGAGAUCCUGAGCCGCUGUCCAGAUCUGUGGCCGGACAGCAGACCACCACCCUUCCAGCUGGCCUAUGAGGCAGAACUGGGUAGCACUCCCAGCACCUGUGAGCUGUGGACCUUGGCAGUAGAGGAGAGAAGGCGGCCCUACAUCCCACCCACCUGGCACGGCUUCACCACAGACCCUGGCGGCCUGAGAGAGCUGCUGGAGGACUGUUGGGAUGCGGACCCAGAAGCAAGGCUGACGGCAGCAUGUGCUCAGCAGCGUCUGGCCGCCCUGGCCCAUCCUCAGGAGGCCCAACCCUUCCCAGAGAGCUGUGCCCAAGGCAGCCCACCUCUCUGCCCAGAAGACUGCCUCUCAGGCCUCCCCAUGGCCAUCCCCCCUUGUAGGCCUCAGUGGAACGUCUGCUACUUCAGCCUCCAGCAAGGCCUUUGUUCCGGGGGUCCUCCCACACUGUGUCUCACCUGUAAAUGUGCAACUUAAGUAUAAUCUCUGUACGUGCAAACAUAAAUCUGGUGCUCCGAUGCCUGACUGCUGUGUCUCACCAUUGCCUUUCCAACCUGCCAGUUGCCUAGAUCCUUCUGUGGGCGUCUAGUAUAGGGCAGUCCCGAUCGGGGCCUGAGGGGUGGGUGUGCAUAGGAAAGAGAUAAAGUCAGCUUUAUCUCCCUGUCCUUGGGCCUUCCCCAUCUUCUGGGGAUCCUGGGCUCCUCCUGUCUCUUUCUUUUCCUUCACUAUCAUAAGCCUACUUUUGGUGGGAUCACGUGGCGGUCAUUGGGGAAAGAUGACCUCGCCAGUCUGUAGCCUCCCAGAGACGCACAACCCCCCCUUGCUGGGGGCCUGCCUGGGGUCCUGAGGCUUGAGCAGGAAGGCCUCACAGAGCACAGGAAACUUGGCUGUUCAGUGAGCAGUUUUCCAGGAGAGGCGGGGUCAGUUGGUGGAGUGUUGCAGGGUGAGGGAUGAAACUGCAGGAACCUGGGGAGCAGAAGUGUAGGGUGUGUGGAGGAGAGAGAGCAGAGGUUCUGUAGAAAACUUUAGGCAAGGCCUUGUGAACCCUAUUGAGAAGUUCUUCCUUCAUGUCUUUUUGUGUCUUCUCUAUUGGCUUUUCUUUCCCACCCCAGGCCCCUUUCAUACGCCCCACAGAGGCAUUUCAUGCUGGGUGCCUGGUUUAUAGCCCUCAUUCAGUUUCUUUUCUUUUCUUUUUUUUUUUCUUUUUCUAAAGAGUUUUUUGUUUGUUUGUUAUUAAUUUAACUAAUCUCUAUACCCAAAAUGGGACUUGAACUCCUGACCUCAAGAUCGAGUCGCAUGCUCCUCUGACUGAGCUAGCCAGCUGUGCCCCCGCCACCCCGCCUACCCCCACAGUUUAAUUUCUAACAGUGCUCUUGGGGUAGGUUACAUUCUCUUUCUAGGUGUCCGGUUUCUCAUUUGCUAAGUCAGGAGGUUCAGGCCUUCUGGUAUAACUCCAGUAGAGCAAUGGGGAAGGCUUUGACUCCCCACAAUCCUGGUCAGUGACCAACGAGCACUGUGUCUUUGAGUAAGUUAAUUAACCCUAGGAAUCUGUUUUAUCAUGUAUAAAAUAUGGGUAAAAACACCUACCCUGCUUGCAAAGUUGAUUCGGGGUAAACAAGAAAUGGUGACAGGUCUUGUGCAGCCCCUGGCCUCAGUGGACACUUCUGUAAAUGGUAGCAGUUGUGUCUGAACAUUGAGAUGAUCUCUCACCCCUUUCCAUGUUAGUUGUUCCAGUAUUAACCUCUGCAGAGCCUGUCCGCUCUCAAGCCCUGAGGCUUCACUGUUCUUCAGCACUCUAAUCCUCAAUAAGACAUCAUCACAGGAACAGGCAGCCACCAACUGAGAAACUAAGCACAUCGAAAUCCAAGCUCCUGCCUCCCCCUCACCAUCAGGGCUGCCUUCCCCUUUUCCCUGGCUCUCAAGUGCACCAAGUCUCUCACUCUCUUUUCUGGCAAUUUCUACACCCAACAUGGGGCUCAAAAUCACAACCCUGAGAUCAAGGGCUGCGUGCUCUUCUGACUGAGCCAGCCAGACACCCUGCACUAAGUUUCUCUUGGUCCUAGAGGAGCCCAACAAGGAAGGUGUUCUGUCUGCUCUGUGACCCCACCUUGUCCCACCCACCUAUAUCCAGUCGGUUCUCCAGUCCCACUGAGGUUGCAUGGGUGGGGACUGCUCCUCUUCCUAGGCUGGCAGACCCCAACUAUUAUAACUGCCUCUUGGCCACCUAUUUCCCCCCCAGUCUUGGUUAAACACCAGGCUCUGAAUAUUCUUUAUUAUUUUUUAAAGAUUUUAUUUAUUUAUUUAUUUGAGAGAGAGAGAGCGUGAGAGAGAGAGA
Messenger RNA from Lutra lutra (Eurasian river otter), 4101 nucleotides. RefSeq names its product anti-Mullerian hormone receptor type 2 (gene AMHR2). NCBI's taxonomy places the organism in Eukaryota, Metazoa, Chordata, Mammalia, Carnivora, Mustelidae. Gene Ontology annotation, biological process: protein phosphorylation; cellular response to growth factor stimulus; BMP signaling pathway. Gene Ontology annotation, cellular component: plasma membrane; signaling receptor complex. Gene Ontology annotation, molecular function: ATP binding; transforming growth factor beta receptor activity. The record is from RefSeq and is a predicted model, not a curated record.